AUGAAACGUUCUAAGUUAAGUGGAGGCAAAUAUAGCAAAUUGGCCAAGGAAAAAUUGGAAAAACAAAGAUUGGCUUUAGAAAAUGUCCCGAAAAUUAAGACACUAUUUAGUAAGGAAGUAAUUACGUCAGAAAGUCUUCCAAAGCUUAAACUUCCGUCGUUUUCUGGUGUGCUUACCGAAUGGCAAGGUUUUGAAGAUCUUUUUAAGUCAAUUUUAUCUCAUGCACCUGAUUUGCCGGACGUCGAACGAUUCGAAUAUUUACGCACUGCUCUUGAAGGUGAACCUUUGUCGUUAAUAUCACAUCUUCCUUUAACGGCAUUGAACUAUAGCAGUGCUUGGGAUAUUUUAAGAGCUCGGUACGGCAAUAAACGUGAUCUAGCACGCGUACAUUUUGACGCUCUUUUAUCUCCCCACGUUGUCAAGUCGACUGAUAAUGUUUGCACUUCUGAUGGUAAACGCCAUACCCUCAGGGCGUUAACUGAUAGUGGCUCACAGGCCAGUUUCAUUACAGAAAAAUGUGCUGUCAAUAUACUGCUUCCUCGAAGCCACUCUCAUGUAAAUAUUACCUCCUUUGCUAGAAGUGACUCUACUCGAGUGAAAGGUAAAUCAACAAUCAUUGUUGCACCGUGUGGUCAAAAAACACCUUUGUUUUCUGUAGAUACUUAUAUUGUGCUCCAAAUUACUGGACCAACACCGCAAAUUCCGAUUGUACCAGGGAAAUGGACCCAUAUACAAAAUCUACCUUUGGCUGAUCCGUUUUAUCAUCGCCCUCAAGCUGUGAAUUUAUUGUUGGGAGCAGAUAUAUUGCCAUUACUUCUCCUUGAAGGCAAAACAUCCGGCCACGCCGGUGAGCCGAUUGCAAUUGAAACAGUUUUUGGUUGGAUUCUAAUGGGUCCCGUUGACGCUUGUGAUCGUUCUACUGUUAAGUCAUUAUGUUUGUCGGUCUCUGAAUCUCUUGAUUCAACAAUAAAACAAUUCUGGGAACUUGAAGAAUUACCUUCUGUUCGCCACCUUAGCCCUGAUGACGUUGCUGCCGAAACCAUCUAUCAGAACACCACAACUCGAUUAGAUUCUGGUCGUUUUAUGGUUACGAUUCCAUUUUGGAAACCCGUCCCUUUGUUAGGUGAUUCUAAGACAAACGCUCUUCGUCAAUAUAAAUUUUUAGAAGUCAGACUUAGUAAAAACAACGAUCUUCGUAAACAAUAUGUCGAAUUUAUGCAAGAUUAUCUCACUGCUGGUCACAUGGAACUUGUCCCUCCUGCAGAGAGAGACAAAGUGUAUUCGUAUUAUAUCCCUCAUCACUGUGUACUGAGACCGGAUAGUAGUACGGCGAAGCUUCGCGUCGUGUUUAAUGCUUCUGCGCGUACAACCAUUGGAUUGUCACUCAACGAGAGUAUGUACACAGGUCCUAAACUUCAACCGGAUAUCCAAAUUGUUUUGCUUCGUUCUCGACUCUGGCAAUAUUUGUUUAUGGCCGAUAUUAAACAAAUGUAUCGCCAAAUCUUAGUGCAACCCGCUGAUCGGGAUUACCUAAGGAUAUUUUGGCGAUUCUAUCCUAAUUCUACGAUUGAAGAAUAUCGCCUGUGCACGGUGACAUACGGUACCUCGGCCGCUCCUUAUCAAGCCCUCAGAACGAUUCGUGAAUUGGCCAAUGUCGACGGUAAACAAUAUCCAUUAGCUGCUGCUGUUCUGCUAAAUGACACGUUUGUAGAUGAUAUUCUGACUGGAGCUAAUUCUACUGAAGAUGCUCUUGAGUGUCAAAGCCAGUUAAUUAAAUUAUGCGCUCUUGCUAAAUUUGAGUUAAGAAAAUGGAUUAGCAACAAUGAUCAAGUGCUACAAGCCGUUGCCGAUGACGACCGUGCUAUGUCUCCGUUUAUUUUAUUUAACACCGGUGAACAACACGAAUUAAAGGUCCUUGGUUUACGGUGGGAUCCUGCCACUGAUGCGUUUUCAUUUAAGAGGACGUCGCAGUCAAAUAUUUCGAGUACUAAAACACCGCUUCGGACUUCAAAUAGUACUCAGAAACUAUUAAUCGUAGAAUAA
Adelges cooleyi (spruce gall adelgid) is the source of this 2043-nucleotide messenger RNA. RefSeq lists its product as uncharacterized. Lineage: Eukaryota; Metazoa; Arthropoda; Insecta; Hemiptera; Adelgidae. The transcript is spliced from 3 exons. The record is from RefSeq and is a predicted model, not a curated record. Bases 1 to 2043 code for a protein of 680 amino acids.